Molecule: messenger RNA, 1494 nt
Organism: Apaloderma vittatum (bar-tailed trogon)
Lineage: Eukaryota; Metazoa; Chordata; Aves; Trogoniformes; Trogonidae
Product: retinoblastoma-like protein 2
Exons: 11
Biological process (GO): negative regulation of G1/S transition of mitotic cell cycle; regulation of transcription by RNA polymerase II; cell differentiation
Cellular component (GO): chromatin; nucleus; transcription regulator complex
Molecular function (GO): RNA polymerase II transcription regulatory region sequence-specific DNA binding
Source: RefSeq, a predicted model, not a curated record
GGGAAUGAUCUGCACUGGCUGGCAUGUGCCUUGUACGUGGCUUGCAGAAAAGCAGUUCCAACUGUGAGCAGAGGGACGGCUGAGGGAAAUUACGUGUCUUUAACCAGAAUUCUGCGCUGUUCAGAACAAAGCUUGAUCGAGUUUUUUAACAAGAUGAAGAAGUGGGAAGACAUGGCAAAUUUACCCUCCCAAUUCAGAGAACGAACUGAGAGAUUAGAGAGAAACUUUACAGUUUCUGCAGUAAUUUUUAAGAAGUAUGAGCCCAUUUUUCAGGACAUUUUCCGAUAUCCUCAAGAGGAUCAACCUCGUCAGCAGAGAGGAAGAAAACAGAGACGACACCCGUGUACCGUGAGCGAAGUUUUCCAGUUUUGUUGGGUGCUGUUUGUUCAUGCAAAAGGUCUACCUGAAGACUUUCAUAGUAAGGAUUAUAAAGUAUCACCUGAUCCCCCCUGCAUCAUUGAGAAACUCUGUUCGUUACAUUAUGGAUUAGUUUUAGAAGCGAAGGGUAUAAAGGAACAUUUUUGGAAGCCAUAUAUUCGGAAGCUUUUUGACAAGAAGCUUUUAAAAGGAAAAGAUGAAAAUCUGACUGGAUUUCUAGAUCCUGGGAACUUCGGAGAUAGCUUCAAAGCCAUCAACAAGGCCUACGAGGAGUAUGUUUUGUCAGUAGGAAAUCUUGAUGAGCGAAUAUUUCUCGGGGAGGAUGCAGAUGAAGAAAUUGGAACUCUUGCAAGGUGCUUGAAUACAACUUCAGGAAUGGAAACAGCCGAAAGAGUGCAAGUGAAACAUAACUUGCAGCAGCACUUUGACAAGUCCAAAUCACUUAGGAUUACAACCCCGCUUACUGGCCGCAAGUACAUUAAAGAGAGCAACCCGUAUGUGACACCCGUUUCCAUAGCAACAUACAGCUUGAGCCGCCUUCAUACGAUGCUGGCAGGGCUCAAAAAUGCCCCCAGUGAAAACCUGGAGCAAAUACUCAGGACAUGUUCCAGAGAUCCUUCUCAAUCUAUUGCAAACAGAGUAAAAGAAAUGCAUGAAGCGUAUUGCCAGAGCGUGCAGUCUGAAGGAGAAUUCAGUAAUUUUUCCAAAGAUGUUGCUAGUAAGCAUUUUCGUCAUGCUGAGGUGCUGUACUACAAGGUCUUAGAGUCAGUCAUUGAGCAAGAGAAGAGGAGACUGGGAGACACUGACUUGUCUGCGAUACUGGAGCAAGACGUGUUUCACAGAUCUCUGCUGGCGUGUUGCCUUGAGAUAAUUACCUUCACAUACAAACCACCUGGAAACUUCCCUUGUAUCACUGAAAUAUUUGACAUUCCAGUUUAUCAUUUUUAUAAGGUAAUCGAGGUUUUCAUUAGAGCAGAGGAUGGCCUGUGUCGGGAAGUAGUAAAACACCUGAACCAUAUUGAAGAGCAGAUCUUGGAAAGCAUGGCAUGGAAACAAGAGUCCAUCCUGUGGGACAGAAUCAGAGAGAAUGAAAACAAAGUUCCUAGCUGUGAAGAG